UCACCUAAAACUGAUGGAAUCAAUUAUGAAUUUCAGGCGGAAACGAGCGGUACAAGCGAGAACGAGAUCUUUUCAGUACAUCGAGGUUUCUUCGCCGGGCUUAGCUGGAGCGGCGACGGUUCGCGGCGCGUCUCCAGGAGCGCGAGCAUCGCGACGACGACGACGUCGUCGUUGUCGGCGGCGGCGACGACGACAGCGGCCACGAGCGACGUGCCGGCACCUUUGGCGCCGCAACGUCGUCCUCGGCUGCACUGUCCGUCACGGCACGCUAAUCGCAACAAUAAUCAGCCGAUCAGCAGCAGCAUCUCCAGCCUCACGCACGACCGUCGGCACACCUGCUCGAGAUGCGGCAAGAGUUACAAGAACGCAUAUAUUCUGAAGCGGCAUAUGCUUUACGAGUGCGGCAAAGCGCCGUCCUUCAGUUGCCCUCAUUGUUCGUUUAGCUCCAAGUACGAGCGCAACCUGAAGGCGCACAUCAACCACCGUCACGUCGACCUGCACUCGGCGAUACCUGGUAUCGUCGUUGGUCAGCGGGAGACGCGCCAUCAGCACGGAAGGGAGUGACUCGUCAUGCUCUGCGUUACGUAAGGUGUCGAGAACGAUCCGCGACGCUCGCGACGAUGCCCGCGGCCGAUUCCGUAUCGCGGUCAGCGAUCCAUGCCAAAUUGGAGUGCCAAACUCGAGUGAACUCCGGACUCAUUCCGGAGACUGUCGUUUAAAUAUUCACGAGAUUCAAGAUCAUGGCUGUUGCAGCAAAAGCACAAGAUAAG
Molecule: messenger RNA, 770 nt
Organism: Dinoponera quadriceps
Lineage: Eukaryota; Metazoa; Arthropoda; Insecta; Hymenoptera; Formicidae
Product: putative transcription factor ovo-like protein 3
Exons: 3
Source: RefSeq, a predicted model, not a curated record